This is a messenger RNA of Pieris macdunnoughi, 1809 nucleotides long. The record is from the annotation of a GenBank genome assembly. NCBI's taxonomy places the organism in Eukaryota, Metazoa, Arthropoda, Insecta, Lepidoptera, Pieridae.
AUGAAGAGCAUGCAGUUGUCACGUGAGGAUCCACAAGCCGAUGGCGCCGGUGAGGCGUUGCAGCUUGUUAAGAACGAGGAGCGGGUCGAAGGCACAGCUGGUGCUAAUGAAGGGGAACCGUUGCCCGAAGGCGAGCAGCAGUCAGUAAUUACAUCGCGCCGAGCGUUACGAACUAUCACUGCAGCUGGACACAUCACCGAGACUCCCGAAGGCAUAGAUGAUGUUAAGGACGAGCCACCCGAGCCGCAGUUGGAACCCUACCGUACGGCCGCAGAGUCCGAACGGCCAUACGAUGAAGAACGGCUGCGCGCCGCUGAGCAAGACGCCGCACGCUACCUCGCAUUUAAGCAGGAGCCCUACCGGACGCAACAGCCGCCUUCACCAUCUCAGAUGGAUAAACGCGCUAUCCCAGCUUACCGCGCACCCGCAGGGCGCCCGCAAUACGGACGUAGUCUGGCGCUGCGCUAUGGGGCACCGUACCACGUUAUAGUAUCGCAGGAUGGCGAGGAAGCGCCUCCCGAUGGAACCGAGACCUACGCAGGAGAGGCUGACGCACGUCACUAUGCUGUAGCCGCCUCUUUACAAACUGAUCAUGGGCCUACUUUAGAGAUGAUCCAGACAACAGCUCUUAACAAUCAGCAAGCCGUCGGCGUCGCUUACCAACAGGUGAAGUACGAAGGGCGUGGAAUCGCAGGAGGGGCGGGGAGUUCCGGUGGGGCAGGAAGCGCAAGCGAAGCGGAAGCGCGGGCAAGCACGUAUGCAAGCCUGCAACCUGUGACGUCAGUGCAAGGCGGAUAUACUUACGCACAAAGCCCUCAGUAUGCCACUGGAGGCUAUGGUGCCUACGCGCCUGCCGCACCCACUAAAGAGCUGGUGACACUGUAUGGAGGUGGCGGCGGUCGCGGCGAGGAUAGCCCGCCGCAAUUGCUAUACCGCGCUGACCCAACUCUGGCGUCAUCGGGAUUAGGCACUCGUGUAGUAUACGGCCAAGCACCUUACGAGCCGCCGGCUAGCCCUGCGCCGCAGCAGGUCACGCUGUACUCGCACGGCAGCGCGGUGCAGUACAAGGUGGGCGGUGAAUACCUCGCGCAGAGUGGAGUUGAAUACGUGCCAGUCUCUGGAUACGAAACUGGUCUGCUUGUUGAGAGCUACGCACCACCCUCGCAGCCCUGGCCUUCGCAUAACUUGUUACCUAUGGAUGAGCAGUUUGACCCUGGAAUGGCUGGCAUGGGUGAAGUCAAGGAGUGCGUGAACUGUGCGGCCGCAACCACCCCGCUGUGGCGCCGCGACGGCACCGGUCAUUAUCUGUGCAAUGCCUGUGGUUUAUACACACGCAUAAACGGAGUCAACCGACCACCACUCAAAGGACAGAAGGCAAAGCCACAGCAAGCGCUGCCGACGAACGGUAACCGACGUGUUGGAGUGACCUGUGCAAAUUGUCGCACGUCCAACACCACGCUUUGGAGACGCAACAACAACGGUGAACCAGUCUGCAACGCCUGCGGCCUCUAUUACAAGCUGCAUAAUGUAAACCGACCACUGAGUAUGAAAAAGGACGGCAUCCAGACUAGGAAACGGAAACCAAAGAGUAUGGGUGGUGGACAUAGCGGACACGGCGGACACGGUGGCGUAGCCCGGGGCGGCGGUUUAACAGUGGAGGCACACUCGCACAAGGUGCUGCCUCCGCUGUACGCAGCUGUGGAGGGCGCCGCGCCACUGCUGCUCCUACCUGCAACGCACCACGAAGGCGCGUUAUCAGCGUUAGAUCGAGGAAGUGGUACACCGACGUCGCACUACAGACCUCCCUAG